Molecule: messenger RNA, 1269 nt
Organism: Columba livia (rock pigeon)
Lineage: Eukaryota; Metazoa; Chordata; Aves; Columbiformes; Columbidae
Biological process (GO): defense response
Cellular component (GO): extracellular region
Molecular function (GO): cytokine receptor binding
Source: RefSeq, a predicted model, not a curated record
AUGGCUGCGCCACACACCCCACGGCCCCGCCUGCCGCACGGCGCCCCGGCGCUCCUGCUCCUCCUCACGGCUCUCGCCGCCGCCACCGCCUGCCACCACCUGCGGCCCCGCCACGCCACCUUCCCCUGGGACAGCCUCCAGCUCCUCCGGGCCAUGGCUCCCAGCCCCACACAGCCCUGCCACCACCAGCACGCGCCCUCCUUCCCCGACACCCUCCUCAACACCCCCCGCUCCCAACAACCCGCCGCCGCCCUCACCAUCCUCCAGCACCUCUUGCAAAUCCUCAGCAGCAACAGCAUCCCCCAACACUGGCACAACCAGGCACGGGAACACCUCCUCAACAGCCUCCACCACCACAGCCAGCAGCUCCAGCAGUGCCUGACACCCAACAGGAUGCUCUUCCGAACACAAGGACCCCGCAACCUGCUGCUCACCAUCCACAAAUACUUCGGGGACAUCCAGGACUUCCUCCGCAACCACAACCACAGCGCCUGCGCCUGGGACCACGUCCGCCUCCAAGCUCACAUCUGCUUCCAAUACAUGGACCAACUCCUAGGGCAGGUGAAGAGCCAAAGCGCUCUGCCCUCCACCAAACCCGCCUGCGCCCAACACCCAUUCCCAGCCAACACCAGCGGCUGCAGACGGAGCAGAGGCCGCAGCAGCCCGGGCUGGGAUCGCUCAGCACCGCUCCCAGACAGGAGCCGACGGCCACAAGGGAAUGCUGUUUGCUCUGGAGCUGAUAACGGUAACAACGGGAUGCAGAAGAGUCCCAGGUUUAGACUUGGUGCUAUGGCAGCCAACGUUGCUGAUCUAUUUUCCACGUCCCAUACAGGGCAGAUAAAACUAACAGGAGGCAAUGUAGGGCCACUGAUGAAUGAGCUGGGUGCCCUGCUGACAGAAGACACAGAGAAGGCAGAGUUCCUGAACGCCUUCUUUGUCUCUGUCUGCUCUGCCGGAGGCUGGCCUGAGCAGCCCCGUACCCCUGAGGCCCCACAGGAAGGCAGGACAAUGGAGGAGUUUGCCAUGGUUGAUGGGGACUGGGUUAGGGAGCAAAGAAGCAAGCUGGACAUGCAUAAAUCCGUGGGUCCGGAUGGGAUGCACCCGCGGGUGCUGAGGGAGCUGGCUGAGGUCGUUGCUGAACCACUCCCCAUCAUCUUUGCCAAGUCUUGGGAGACGGGAGAGGUGCCUGAGGACUGGAGGAAAGCAAAUGUCACUGACGUGGACCGCAAACUGGCUGAAGAGAAGAAGCCCGAGAGCCGUGAUCAAUGA